AUAUUUGUUCCACAUGUAUAUACUUACAAAUAAAAAUAUGCCUCAAAAAUAGUUAAAAACCUUUCAUUAAGACGGAUAUUAGCUCGUGAUGCUUAUCCAGCUUGAUUAGUUUGGACUGCGGACGCAGACAUGCAGAAAACUGCGUUUCACUGAAAACUAAACGCUGUUUGGUUUCUUUUUAUUCUCCAAAAAUAAACUCCGUAUAAGCCAGCAGUGAUGCUGCCGCUGAAGGAGAAGGACAAACCUAUCGUUCAGAAGCUUUUGUCAGCCGGCUGCUGCGCUCGCUGUGUCCUCAGGUUCUGCUGUGUGAGCGUCCAGGCUGCUUAUCGACAAGCACAGCAUGAGACUCUUAAAGAGCUUCAGACUUUUAUUAUGGAGAAGGAAAACAACAAAGUACAGGAUUCAGCAGACAUCAAGCCCCAUGAUACUGAGUCGUCUCAAACUGUUGAAGACCCUCCCUGUAAAAGGGCCAAACUGGAUCCCACAGAGGCGGUUCAGUCAGAAACAGACGAUGCUGCCAUGGUAACACUGAAGAAGGAGGAGUCAAGUGUGUGUGCCUUAUGUUUGGGAAUCCUGCAAGAUUUGUGUGGCCCAGAUCAGGCAAUAAAGAUUGUUGAAACAGUGAAGGCCCAAAACUACGAGUUUGACACCCUUGUGUUGUCCGUCUCUCUGCCAGCUCAGCUCUGUGUGCGUGAGCACUCCUGUUGGCUCCAUGUGAAGAAGGAAGUCAGACAGAAAGGUUUAGUGCUCGAUAAAGAUGAUGUCAUCCAGGUGAAGGAGGCCUUCAAGUGGAUCAUGCAGGGUCUGGUCACAAAACAGCUGGAGGGUGUGGCUGUGGUUAGCAAGAGUCCGUUUGAGGUCGGUGUGGAGUUCACUCAUCCAGACACAGAAUCUGACUGCCACUUCCUAGCCAAAUGCUGUCCUGACUGCUUCAAACCCACCAAGAACAAACAGUCGGUGUUUACCCGCAUGGCUGUGGUCAAAGCUCUGGAGAAGAUAUCAGAUGUGAAGUUUUUAGAGCAUUACCCCUGUCCACCAUCAGAGCCGAGCGGCAGCUGCACCCCUCAGGACAUCCAGUGUCUUCACAUCUCUGUCUUCAUAGCAGGGAGGUACAACAAGUUCUGCCGCAACCUGCCUCAGACUCCCUGGGUGAUCGAUGGGGAGAGGAGGAUGGAGUCUUCCGUGGAGGAACUGAUCGCCGCACCGAUCCUGUCUGCAUUCAGGGCUGACGGAUUUAAUUUCUCCUCCUCGGGCAGAGAGGAUGUGGAUGUCCGAACGCUUGGAAAUGGUCGUCCAUUUGCCAUGGAGCUGCUGAACCCACACAGAUCUCGGUUCAGCAAAGUGGAAAUGAAGCAGCUGCAGGAGAUGAUAAACAAAUCCUCAGAUAAAAUCAGAGUGAGAGAUUUGCAGAUUGUAACCAGAGAAGCCAUGAGUCGGAUGAAGGAGGGAGAAGAAGAAAAGACAAAGUCUUACACGGCGCUGGUCUGGACUCAGAAAUCCAUCGAGAAUGAAGACAUUUCCUUCAUUAACGACAUCAAGGAUCUGACUCUGGAUCAGAAGACUCCCCUGAGGGUUUUGCACCGGCGGGCAUUGGCGAUCCGGCAGAGGGUCAUCCACAGCAUGAACGUCCGCUUCGUGGAUUCACAUCACUUCUACCUCGGAUUGAAAACUCAGGCUGGGACCUACAUCAAGGAGUUUGUCCAUGGAGAUUUCGGGCGCACUAAACCGAAUCUUUGUCUGCUGCUGAAGACCGACACGGACAUCCUGGAGCUGGACGUGGAGUCGGUGGAUGUGGACUGGCCUCCACCCAUACCAGAGUGAAGGAUCCCCUUUCUGAUCCAGAGAGGGCGCGGCUUUGACUGGUUCUGCACUGACUGGUUCCUGUGGGUGCUGCUGGAAGAUCUGGAACUGGAAACCUGGCGUCUAUCUGCUCAGCUCUGGAUGAGCUUUUCUGCUUGAGUUGACAUCGCAUAUGAACGUAUCUUCAGUUUGAUUACAUUAUGUAUUUAACAGCCCUGUCUGGUUCUGUUGUCAUAUAUAUUUAAGUUGGGUCAAUUUUUGUAACCGAGUCCAUUUAAGGAUGUAAUAAAGAUCCUGGUCUAACUGUGACAGGUACACUAUCAAAAUGUCUUCCAUUACUUUUGCUUUAAAAUGAAUUUGUUUUGUUCAUAUAUCAUUUAAAAAAAGCGGCACCUACGACUCCUUCAGCGUAGUCAUGGUAACCUGGUGUCGCUGCCACCAAUUGGCUGGACCUCUGUCGAAUUAGGUCAGUCACUUCAAAGGCGGUGGAAAUUUAUGCAAUCAGGUAUUUUAUGUUUUGGUCACUAUUUUGUAGAAAUCAGUUUUCACUUUAAUGUUAAAAGGGAUUUUUUAAAAAGCGAUAAAAUGGUAAAACGUCCAACAGGGUGAAUACUUUUUAUAAGCACCAUGUGAAGCUACUGCAAAGCUGAUCACUUCCUUAAAAAAUUCAUGUAGUUUUAGCCAAACAGAUCAAAUAUUUACACAACCUAAUAUCUUUGUUUGACAUUUAUUUUAGAUUAUUCAACCCUGAAGUUCACCUACUUGAAGAUUUAUUUCUGUAAUUUAGGAACGUGGCGUCCAAACCUUUUAAAGCCUUGGGCGACAAACUUGGUAAAUUUAAACUACUGGAGAGAUACAACAUUUAUUAAACUAAAAAUACAACAAUUAGCUUACUAUGAUUUUUGUUAAAACGCUGAACGAUAAACCAAAUUUUUAUGAAAUCUGUAUAUUAUUAAAAAUCCAAAUCAAAUUAACUUUGGACUGUAAAAAAAAAAUAUUUCCAGAUUUUUGGGGUCAUCAAUUGUUUUCCAUUUUGCUGGCCAAAUUGUACAGUUUUUGACUUGUUGUCAGGGACCUAAACAGAUCAUUCCAUGGGCCACAAAUGGCCCCCAGUCCACACUUUGGACACCCCUGCUCUGAAUCAAUAACAUCUUCAUGAUUUCAAAUGUGUGUUAUUUUUUUCACCUACAUGUAUCUUUUGUUCUGCUUUUAUGGAGGAAAAACACUAAUAAACAAAUAAUCUUAUUUUUGUCUGCUGGGUAUGGACAAAGGUUUUCCCAAAUAAAGAAGUCACAACUACAAAAGAAAAACCUGAAAUGUAUUUCUUUUAAUUUAAUUCAAAAUAAAUACUAACACGGCAAUGCAAGUCCACUACUGGGUUCUUGCCCUAAUGUUUUGGUAAGAAAACAAACAAGCAAAUGAUCCCAAAAAUAGAAGAAAAAAAAAAAUCAGUUAAUCCAUCAUCACCUUUCAGAGACUUUGAAGACGUGCCUGUUUUUCUUUUUCAAUUUCUUUUCUUUUUUUUUCUUUUUACAACAUACAAGAUAACACUGUGUAGAAUGACAAAUAUAAAUAAAACAAACACUACGGUACAAAAAAUGGGAGAGAAAGGAGCAAGGAUCGGUGAGUUUGCAACAACCUGAUCAAACCACCAUUGUUAAAAAAAAAAAGAAAAGAA
This is a messenger RNA of Xiphophorus couchianus (Monterrey platyfish), 3478 nucleotides long. It is a transcript of the gene pus10, whose product is annotated as pseudouridine synthase 10. The record is from RefSeq and is a predicted model, not a curated record. Gene Ontology annotation, molecular function: pseudouridine synthase activity; RNA binding. The coding region runs from base 217 to 1821 and encodes 534 amino acids. The transcript has 18 exons. NCBI's taxonomy places the organism in Eukaryota, Metazoa, Chordata, Actinopteri, Cyprinodontiformes, Poeciliidae. Gene Ontology annotation, biological process: tRNA pseudouridine synthesis.